AUGGCUAUCCUUCAGACUUCCAUUGCGAUAUUUGUCGCUCAUGUUUUUCUCCUACUGGGGCUUCCAGCUGCCCUGGUCGCUGCUGCGCCGUUGUCUCCGGCGUCGCCUCUGACUCCGGUCACGCACGAGCUGGUUGGCUCAUCCAGCAAAUCCGCAAACUCUGAUUUCUGGGUUGCCCAGAUUAAGCGUCAGGGAACAGUCCCGUUUGGAGGCAGCAAGAACUACAAGGUGUUCCGCAAUGUUCGAGACUUUGGCGCCAAGGGUGAUGGCACUACCGAUGACACUGCCGCUAUCAAUGAGGCCAUUUCCUCAGGUAACCGUUGCGGCAAGGGUUGCGAUUCAUCGACCACCACGCCUGCCCUGGUGUACUUCCCGCCGGGUACUUACGUGGUGUCGAAGCCCAUCAUCCAGUUCUAUUAUACCCAGAUUGUCGGAGAUGCGACAGAGUUGCCCGUCAUCAAGGCGUCGCCAAAGUUCGCUGGCAUGGCCGUGAUUGACGCCGACCCGUAUGAGGACAACGGUGACAACUGGUACACUAACCAGAACAACUUCUUCCGUGCCAUUCGUAACCUCGUUGUGGACAUCACUGCUAUGCCCAAGGGCUCCGGUGCCGGUAUCCACUGGCAAGUCGGCCAAGCGACCAGUCUACAGAACAUCCGAUUCGAGAUGGUCAAGGGUGGUGGCUCUGCCAACAAGCAGCAGGGUAUCUUCAUGGACAAUGGAUCCGGCGGUUUCAUGUCGGACCUGAGCUUCCAUGGCGGUAACUACGGCAUGUUCCUGGGUAACCAGCAGUUUACUACUCGCAACCUGACCUUCCAUGACUGCCAGACGGCUAUCUUCAUGAACUGGAACUGGGCCUGGACUUUCAAGUCGGUCAACAUCCACGACUGCGAAGUUGGCCUGAACAUGUCUAACGCCCCCGAGAACCAGACUGUCGGCUCGGUCCUCAUGCUGGACAGCAAGCUCACUAACACCCCGACUGGUGUUGUCACUGCUUGGAACAAGGAAAGCAUCCCAAUUGGUGGUGGCGCGCUCGUCUUGGACAACGUCGACUUCUCGGGCUCCAAGGUGGCCGUCGCUGGUGUUGACGGAACCAGCAUUCUCGAUGGUGGCUCAGUCGUGAAUAACUGGGUGCAAGGCAACACCUACUCUCCCUCAAAGACUGUUGAGAAGCGCGCCACUGAACCCGAGCCCGAGGUCUUCACAGUCGUCGAGACAGUCAUGUCCACGGUGAUGGCAUGUGCCGCGUCUCACGGUGCCCAGCCUACUAGUGUGGCUGUCCAUAAAGCCCCUGCUCCUGCGAAGACGGCAUCCAUUGGCACAGCACCUGUCCCCAUCCCAGCGCCCGGUGCUAGCUCGCCCAGCCAAUCUCAUCCCUGGUUCCCCUCAAGUGACCAGACCGCCAGUCGUUCUGCUUCUUUCCCCAUCCUCCCAGGUAUCCCCGAUUUGCUGCCCAUCUUUGGAGGCGCAUCGAGCAGCAGUGACGUGCCUGUUCCAACUUUGGCCCCGAGCGACUCGUCCUCUGAGUCUGGUGCAUCCAACAGCCAGGAAGUCCCGCAGACCUCCACGUCCACCGUGUCUCUCGAGCCAUCUUCCGAGUCCACCUCGGGUGCUGUUCCCUUGAUGGGCACCAGCCACGGCUCCGGCGUCGGCAGUAGUUCCGGUACUUGCGGCGCUAGCCAUGCCAUAUCCUCGUCUCGCGUGCAAACCACGAUGAAGACCCAAGGCAAGCCCCAUAGCCUCCUGACCAAGGGCGGUGUGUUCGAGAAGUCCAAGCCUCUAUACGCCGAUGUUCCGGCCUCGUCCUUUGUCAGCGUCAAAUCUGCCGGUGCCAAGGGUGACGGCUCAACUGAUGACACUGAAGCCAUUCAGAAGGUGCUCGAUGGUGCCAAGGAUGGGGAGGUCGUGUACUUUGACCACGGCGCCUACGUGAUCACCUCGACCAUCAAGGUUCCCAAGAACAUUAAGAUCACCGGUGAGAUAUGGCCCAUGAUCAUGGUCUCGGGCAAAAAGUUCGCAGACGAAAAGAAGCCCAUUCCCGCUCUGCAAAUCGGACAGAAGGGCGACACCGGCUCCGUCGAGAUGAGCGACCUCGUCAUCACCACCAAAGGCUCUGCCCCCGGCGCCAUCCUCAUGGAGUGGAACGUCGCAGGCGAGUCCCAGGGCUCCGCAGGUAUGUGGGAUGUGCACUUCCGCAUCGGCGGUGCAGCCGGCACUGGCCUACAGAGCGACACGUGCCCCAAGACGCCCAGGGCCGAGACGAAGCCUAAGGCCGACUGCAUUGCGGCCUUCAUGCUGCUUCAUAUUACCGAAAAGGCCAGCGCCUACCUCGAGAACACCUGGAUGUGGACCGCCGACCACGAACUGGACCGCUCCGACCACUCGCAGAUCAACGUCUUCACGGGCCGCGGCGUGCUCAUCGAGUCGCAGAACCCGGUCUGGCUGUGGGGCACGGCCUCCGAGCACCACCAGCUGUACAACUUCCAGGUGUCGAACGCGCAAAACGUCUUCAUGGGCCUGAUCCAAACCGAGACCCCCUACUACCAGUCCAACCCCAACUCGCUGGCCCCCUUCACGCCCCAGAAGUCCUGGAACGACCCGGACUUUGCUUCCUGCAAGACUGCCUCCUGCCGCAAGGCCUGGGGUCUGCGCGUCGUCAACUCCAAGGAUCUUUUUGUCUAUGGCGCCGGUCUGUACAGCUUCUUUGAGAACUACGCCCAGUCGUGUCUCAAGUCCGAGGAUUGUCAGGAGAAUAUGGUCGAGGUGGACUGCUCCGAUGUUCAUCUGUAUGGUCUGUCCACUAAGGCCUCGGUCAACAUGGUUUCUUCCCCUCAGGGCAAGAGUAUGGUGCCGCAAGAGGAUAACACCAGCAACUACUGCUCGACGAUUGCUCUCUUUGAGCAGACGACUUAG
This is a messenger RNA of Penicillium alfredii, 2913 nucleotides long. Its product is annotated as glycoside hydrolase family 55 protein. NCBI's taxonomy places the organism in Eukaryota, Fungi, Ascomycota, Eurotiomycetes, Eurotiales, Aspergillaceae. Gene Ontology annotation, molecular function: polygalacturonase activity. Bases 1 to 2913 code for a protein of 970 amino acids. The record is from RefSeq and is a predicted model, not a curated record. The transcript is spliced from 2 exons.